UUGAAUCCCUACAAAAUGAUAGAUACAAAUUAUUUACUGUCUCAGGCCUCAUUACUAUAUAACUGACCUGCUUCCAUUCUUCAUCCCAAACACAACAAUUCUAUCCUAGACUCCUGAGAUUAAGGUCUCCUUUCUUCACUUGUUCAAAGUUCUCUCUUAUUUACUCAAGUGAAUAAGCAUGAUCAAUCCCAAGAAACUCAUCACGAUGGCAAGGAAGUGGCAGAAGAUAGCUGCCAUGAAGAGGAAGAGAAUCUCUCUACCAAGAACAGAUGAGGUUUUGGAUGCUGAUGGUUGUAGUACAUCCGCAGUGGCAGAUAAAGGCCAUUUUGUUGUUUACAGUUCUGAUAAGAGACGCUUUGUGAUUCCGUUGGUGUAUCUCAACAAUGAAAUCUUCAGAGAGCUUUUGCAAAUGUCUGAGGAGGAGUUUGGAAUACAAAGUGAAGGCCCCAUCAUAUUGCCAUGUGAUUCAGUCUUCAUGGACUAUGUAAUCUCAUUCAUCCAACAUGGUGUAGCAAAAGAUUUGGAGAGAGCUUUGAUUAUGUCUAUAGCUUCCAGUAGCUGUUCUGCUUCUUCACACAUCCUUCAAGGAUACAACAAUGAACAAAUGCUCCUAUGUGCUUUCUGAAGCAAUUGUGCUCAAACUUUGUAAAUCAUCCACACAGUUUUAGUUUGGCUAUAUAGUAUAUACAUCAACAGAAUUUUCCAAGUAUUUGCUUUUCCCAGUAAAUUACAGCUUACUGCCUCCAAAUGGUAAACAAGGUUGUUGCAGCCGUAUAAGUAAAUAGUGCCAGGGCAAUGCUCCAUUACCGAACUUUUUUUUUCAUUAUGUAAGGGAAACCUCAUUGAUUUUUUUGAUAGGCAGGGGACCUUUUCUCCAAAUGGGAUUUUAAUAUAUCAAACCAGAACUUGU
This is a messenger RNA of Vitis riparia (riverbank grape), 910 nucleotides long. RefSeq names its product auxin-responsive protein SAUR68-like. Bases 179 to 625 code for a protein of 148 amino acids. The record is from RefSeq and is a predicted model, not a curated record. Gene Ontology annotation, biological process: response to auxin. Lineage: Eukaryota; Viridiplantae; Streptophyta; Magnoliopsida; Vitales; Vitaceae. The transcript has a single exon.